CCUCGCCGCGCCUCCAGCCGCCCGAGCAGGGUUCAGCCCCCACCCCGGCUCGCCACUUCCGAGGCAGCGCCGCUCCAGUGCCCAGCAGGACGCCAACAAACCCGGUGGCGCCUUCCCGCUCGCUCGCGUCCAGGAUGGUCCCGCGGGCGCUGCAACUGUUGCUGCCGGCGGCGCUGCUGCUCUGCUCGGUGCUGGCGGCCUGCCUCGGCGGCGGCGGCGGCAGCACCCAACCCACAGAGAAGCAGCUCUUCCAGGCGUGGGCCGCCCAGCACGGCAGGCGGUACCGCUCGGAGGAGGAGCACCAGCACCGGCUGCAGACCUUCCUUCGCAACAAGCGGAAGAUCGACGAGCACAACGCCGGCAACCACACCUUCCGAAUGGGCUUGAACUGGUUCUCGGACAUGACCUUCGCUGAAUUCCGGAAGCAGUUUCUCUGGCGGGAGCCCCAGAACUGCUCUGCCACCAAGGGGAACUUUGGGAGGAGCACCGGGCUCUGUCCGAGGGCCAUCGACUGGAGGAAGAAAGGGAAGUAUGUGAGCCCUGUGAAGGACCAGGGCCCCUGUGGCAGCUGCUGGACAUUUUCCACCACCGGCUGCUUGGAAUCCGCGAUUGCCAUAAAAACCGGGAAGCUCCUGAAUCUGGCAGAGCAGCAGCUGGUGGAUUGUGCUCAGAACUUCAACAACCACGGGUGCAGCGGGGGGCUCCCCAGCCAGGCCUUUGAAUACAUCCUGUACAACAAAGGGGUCAUGGAUGAAGAGGCGUACCCUUAUCUGGCCAAGAAUGGCACCUGCAAAUUCCAACCCCAGAAGGCGGUUGCAUUCGUCAAAAGUGUGGUCAACAUUUCACUGUACGAUGAGCAGGGCAUGGUGGAAGCGGUGGGGAUGCACAACCCAGUGAGCUUUGCCUUUGAAGUGAAAGAUGACUUCAUGUUCUACCAGCAGGGGGUUUAUACCAGCACGCGGUGCGAUAAAACCCCGGACAAGGUCAACCACGCCGUCCUGGCUGUGGGCUACGGGGAGGAGAACGGGCUUCCCUUCUGGAUCGUGAAGAACUCCUGGGGCCCCUCGUGGGGCAUGGACGGGUACUUCAACAUCGAGCGCGGGAAGAACAUGUGCGGCCUCGCCGACUGCGCGUCCUUCCCGGUCCCGCUCGUCUAAGGCGGGACAGGGCGCCUGGCUGGCGCUCCGCCCGAGCGAGCCGCAGAGCUCCCGCUGCCCCCCGGCACGAGGAGACGCCCUGCCCGGUGCGACGGCCCUCGCGCUGCUCCGCGGACCAGGGUUGCCGGCGGGGUCUCCUAAACCACCAGGAUUUCGCGCUCCAAUAAACCCACAUUCUACAGCAAGAACCCAGAUAACAGAAUAAAUCAGUUUUGAACUAAA
Messenger RNA from Candoia aspera, 1379 nucleotides. It is a transcript of the gene CTSH, whose product is annotated as cathepsin H. Gene Ontology annotation, cellular component: lysosome. The coding region runs from base 135 to 1157 and encodes 340 amino acids. The record is from RefSeq and is a predicted model, not a curated record. Gene Ontology annotation, molecular function: cysteine-type endopeptidase activity. The transcript has 12 exons. Lineage: Eukaryota; Metazoa; Chordata; Lepidosauria; Squamata; Candoiidae.